AUGGGACUAAGAAACGUUUUCGGAACCAUAUUGACUAUGCCAGUGGUGGGAUUCUUAUCUUCCUCCUGGUUGGGAUGGCCGUCAACCUUCUACCUGUUUGGUUGUUUGGGUUAUGCAUGGAUAUUACUUUGGUUCACUUUUGGAGCAAACAGUCCUUCUGAACAUGGUAGCAUUACUGAUUUGGAAAAAGAUUACAUUUCAAAAUCAUUGGGAAAUGAAAACAAGGAGAAAACUCCUGCACCAUGGAAAGCAAUACUCACAUCAUUACCUGUAUGGGCAAUUGUUAUUACGCAUAUUGGACAAACAUGGGGCUACACUACAUUGAUUACUCAAAUCCCGAAUUAUAUGAACAAAGUGAUGAAGUUUGACAUAAAAAGUAACGGUCUUUUAUCUGCUGCACCUUACCUGGGCUUCUUCUUCAUAACUGGUAUAUGUGGGGUUUUGGCUGACUACGUCAUAAAUAAGGCAAUAUUUUCUAUAUCAACUACAAGAAAGAUUUUCACAGCAUCUGCAAGUGUUAUACCAGCUGCAGCACUAAUGAUCCUUAGUUUUCUACCGGAUGAUGCAAGAGCUUUAUCUGUUACGAUGUUGAUAGUGGCGAUUGCUUCAAAUGCGGGAAUAAAUGCUGGAUUCAAUGUGAAUCACAUCGAUCUUUCUCCAAAAUAUGCCGGCAUUUUGGUAGCUUUAGGCAAUUCUUCAGGAAAUGUAUUUGCAAUUCUGGCUCCUCUCCUUGUACAGGUGAUAUUAACUGAUGAGACUGACAAAUCAUUAUGGAGGAUAAUUUUCGUAACUUCAGCUGUUUGGUAUUUAGCGUCAAGUGCAUUUUAUGUGAUGUUUGCUGCUGGAACAGUUCAGUGGUGGAACGAUGUUGACGAAAAACCGAAGAAAGACGACAAAACUGAUUCUGUACGUGAUAUUCCGAUUCGAAAAAUGUCGACUAUAAUAAAUACUUGAUUAUUUUCAA
This is a messenger RNA of Leptinotarsa decemlineata (Colorado potato beetle), 964 nucleotides long. RefSeq names its product putative inorganic phosphate cotransporter. Gene Ontology annotation, biological process: transmembrane transport; monoatomic anion transport. Gene Ontology annotation, molecular function: transmembrane transporter activity. NCBI's taxonomy places the organism in Eukaryota, Metazoa, Arthropoda, Insecta, Coleoptera, Chrysomelidae. Gene Ontology annotation, cellular component: membrane. The record is from RefSeq and is a predicted model, not a curated record.